Triticum aestivum (bread wheat) is the source of this 697-nucleotide messenger RNA. Its product is annotated as protein DGS1, mitochondrial-like. The record is from RefSeq and is a predicted model, not a curated record. Gene Ontology annotation, cellular component: mitochondrial outer membrane. The transcript has 4 exons. NCBI's taxonomy places the organism in Eukaryota, Viridiplantae, Streptophyta, Magnoliopsida, Poales, Poaceae. Bases 41 to 697 code for a protein of 218 amino acids.
AGAAAGACAGUCCCCCCCUUCGCCCGCGCACUCGAUCGACAUGGAGACCUUGCCGCCAGUACCCGCUCGUGGAUGGAACUCCCUCUUCGACCGUCUCUUCGGCGGUCGCCGGCGCCGGCGCCCUGCUCUCCCGCUCCCUGUCCACAGUUCCGUCGAUCUUUCUCUCCGGAAUUUUUACAACAAGCCCAUUGGCUGUGUCAUCUUGGAGGAAAUUAUGCAACGCAGGCUGUCCUAUUUGCGCGGUAUUGAGGAAGAUUUGAAGUAUUGGAAGUCCAAGGCCCGGGGUUCAUAUUCACAGACAAUGUAUUUCAUGAUAUUUCAAAGAGGUCCAAGUGCUUUUGCUGAAGCAACAUGCCCACGUCUGACUAGACUUGGGAACGACAACGGAGGUCCGUCGCAGGGCCUUUUAAAGUCUGCAUAUAAUAUUAUCUCAACAAACAUGGAUGUCCUGAUGAGUAUCAAGCGCUGCUUGGCUGCUUUUCUUGCCGAGGUUUAUCAGCAAGCAGAUAUAUGCAAAGAAGGAUUAACUGGAAGUCAUUGCGAUUCGCUAUAUACACUAAUUAUCAUUUUGAACCAUGUCUUUCCCAAGUUGGAGGAAUUGCAUAGAAUUGCGGGUGGGGUAUGUAUUGCUUUCUAUAAGUAUAUUUGGAUACUUAAAGUAUGUUAUAUUUCUUUCUUUGAUGCAAUAAUUAAUUAG